Messenger RNA from Bipolaris victoriae FI3, 1476 nucleotides. RefSeq lists its product as hypothetical. Gene Ontology annotation, molecular function: transmembrane transporter activity. Gene Ontology annotation, biological process: transmembrane transport. The transcript has 3 exons. Lineage: Eukaryota; Fungi; Ascomycota; Dothideomycetes; Pleosporales; Pleosporaceae. The record is from RefSeq and is a predicted model, not a curated record. The coding region runs from base 1 to 1476 and encodes 491 amino acids.
AUGGUGCUCACCGACGAAGAGCAGCCUCUGCUCAGAAUCAUUUCGCAUGAUUAUGAAAGCACCCAGCAAGAGGGUGACCAAUAUGGAAACGAUGAGCUCGAGUUUGAGCCUCUGGACCCUGAAGACCCUAGAAAUUGGUCUUGGGCCCAUAAAUGGAGCAACGUCUUGCUGCUUGCGUUCAUGGCAUUUGUCGUUACAUUCACAUGCAUUGGUGUUGUGCCUUUGGCCCCUACCAUCGUUGAAGACCUGGAUGGAAAGCAUAGCAGUGCAGCCAAUAGCGCACUACUCGUCACCAUUUGGGAGCUCGGGGAAGCCGCUGGACCUCUGUUAAUCGCACCCUUGUCCGAACUACUCGGACGGUCUCCUGUGUUCCAUGCUUGCAACAUAGGAUUCAUUGCUGCCACCAUCGUAGCAAUCUACAGCCCAAGCAGCACAGUCUUCAUCACCGCGAGGAUGCUCACAGGCCUUUGCGUCGCUUCCAAUGUACUCAACCCGGCCAUCAUUGGCGACAUCUUCGAGAAUGAGCAGCGUGGCUCACCCAUGUCUCUGAUCAUGCUCGCACCACUUAUCGGAGGAGCCAUUGGACCUGCUAGCGCUGGUGCCAUUGCCGAGACAAUGGGAUGGCGGCGUAUAUUGGUCAUUGCUGUCGGCCUUGCCAUUCUGUGCGAGUUCCUCUUCCUCGUCUACUUUAGAGAGACAUAUAAGUUGGCAAUUUUGAGGAAAAGAGCAGCAAAAUCCGCCGAUGGAGCCGACGCGACUGUAGAAGUCAGAAUCACCCAUGCAGGGUCUGCAAAGCUUUGGCACUCAUUGACACGCCCGUUUGCAAUUCUUUUUAGAUCGAGCGUCCUCAUGCUCCUCUCGUUGUUUGCUUCGGUCGCCUUCAGCUUCUUCUAUGUCAUAAGUGUGUCACUGCCAGUCAUCCUAACGGACAAAUAUGACUUCAAGCUUGCUAUGACCGGGACUGCCUUUAUCUCUUUCAGCAUUGGAUCUCUAUGCAGUGUCAUGAUCUGCAAUUUUGCACUCGACAGAAUUUAUGUGAGGCUUCGCGGACCCGAGGGCGAGAAAGGGAAACCCGAAUAUCGCCUGCCGCUUUCUAUAUUCGGUGCUCUUGUACUACCCUUCACCGUAAGCGCAUAUGGCUGGAUUGCAGAGUACAAACUCCCUGUGUUACUGCUUCUUGGGUCUGUGGUACUGAUGGGAGCUACCUUGUUGCUAUCCGUUAUCCCACUAUCCAACUACGUUGUUGAUGCGUUUGGCAUGUAUUCAGCAUCGGCACUGACUGGCGUCAUUGUUACCAGGUGCCUGAUGGGAACCUUCUUGCCUUUGACAGCUAACCCGCUGGCUGAGAAUCUGGGCUAUGGGCUGGGCUUCAGCUGCUUGGGUGCCUUGAGCCUGGUCCUGGCAAUUAUACCCAUUUGCGUAUUUAGAUACGGAGAGAGUUGGCGACAGCGUUCUGAGUUUACGAGAGAUUGUUAA